Messenger RNA from Meleagris gallopavo (turkey), 2200 nucleotides. The record is from RefSeq and is a predicted model, not a curated record. Lineage: Eukaryota; Metazoa; Chordata; Aves; Galliformes; Phasianidae.
AUGGCCAGAGAUGACCCCGUUGUCCGAGUCACCACACUGCUGGAUUUCCUAGACAGGACACUCACAUCAGCGUCACGUCGAACAGGCAGCAAAGAGGGCUCGUCCCGUCCCCGCGUCUCACUGAAAGAGACAGCACAAGCAGUAGGAGCGAAACAGCGCGAGCCCGUAUGGGGGAGCGUAAAUCCUACUACUGUAAUUUUCUUUCCUUUAUCCCUAAAGGUAUCUGGCUACUCUGGUUCUCAUGGGAUACCAGCCAUGGCAGGCAGCAUUUAUCCUGGGCAAGCUUCUCUCUUGGAUCAAACAGAUUCCUGGAACCAUCGACCUCAGGAAGUAUCAGUGUGGCAGCCAAACAUGGAGGAUUCAGGCACUUUGGAUGUACGAGGAAUGGGGCAGGUUCUACCCACACAUCUCAUGGAGGAGAGAUUAAUACGACAGCAACAAGAGAUGGAAGAAGAUCAACGCUGGCUUGAAAAAGAGGAACGAUUCCUGAAACCUGAUGUACGGCUCUCCAGAGGCAGCAUCGAACGGGAGGAUGGAGGUCUCCAGGGCCCAGCUGGUAACCAGCACAUAUAUCAGCCUGUGGGUAAACCAGAUCAUGCAGCUCCACCAAAGAAGCCCCCUCGCCCUGGAGCCCCCCACUUGGGCAGCCUCGCGAGCCUGAACAGCCCUGUGGACAGCUACAAUGAAGGUGUGAAGCCAUGGAGGAUCAAGCCGCAGGAAAUCAGCCCUCCUCCUACGGCCAACCUGGACCGCUCCAAUGACAAAGUCUAUGAGAAUGUAACCGGGCUGGUGAAAGCUGUCAUAGAGAUGUCCAGUAAAAUACAGCCAGCUCCGCCAGAGGAGUAUGUGCCCAUGGUAAAGGAGGUUGGCUUGGCACUGAGAACCUUGCUAGCAACGGUGGAUGAGUCGCUGCCAGUGCUUCCUGCAAGCACCCACAGAGAGAUUGAGAUGGCCCAGAAACUGCUGAACUCUGACCUGGCUGAGCUCAUUAACAAGAUGAAGCUGGCCCAGCAGUAUGUCAUGACCAGCCUGCAGCAGGAGUACAAGAAGCAAAUGCUGACAGCCGCUCACGCUCUGGCAGUGGAUGCCAAGAACUUACUGGAUGUCAUCGAUCAAGCCAGACUGAAAAUGAUCAGCCAGUCGAGGCCACACUAAGCACCAAGGGAAGAAUUUCAUCUGUCUGUUAUAGAAUUCUGCUUGCGAAAGGAUUAGUUCACCUUCCACCAGCAGUGAGGAUUAACCCAGUGUGGUCCUGGCUUUCCAGCGCCUCUUGCUUCAGCAGCCCUGACUGACAGCUGUUGGUUCUCUCCCAUUACAAAAGGUUAACCACGUUUUUUUUCUCACAAAGCCAAGCUGGCCUGGGAUUCAGAAAGCGGCAUUAUCACCAGAUGAAGUUUGUACAGAAGUCCUUGGGAAAUGACGGCUUUGGAGCAGCGCGGUUCGUUCCAUCGCAUCGGCCGUGCUCAGCCCAGAGCUGGGGUGGAGUUUUGGAGCCGGAACUGUUGGAGCAGCAGAGCGGAGCGAGAUAUUGUGAAGAAUUCUGGGAAACCUCAGGGCUGAGAAUUCUUGCCCACAGUAUAUGAACUAUCUAGACUGGAAUUUUUUUUAUUAGAACACUUACGUCGCAAUAUGCUAAUCACAAUUUACAGAGAAAGGAAAUAAAAAGCUAUAUUUUCAAGACGUCAGUCAUUUCGAGACAAACUAAAGCCCUCUUCAUCUUCCUGCCUUUUACUUUCAUGUGAAUGUGUGAUGCCUUUGGUUGGAACUAGCUGUAGGACACAACGGAAAACUCUAUUCUUUUUCACCAGAAUAACGUGCCAGUUCUUUUGUAGCAAUGUUGUUUUCCUUGGAAGCGAAAAUGCUGCUUUGUACCAGAGCAACUCAGAGCUGCACUUAAGAGGAGUCCUGUAACCAUUCAUGUCCCCCGUUUUUAUAUAAUUUAUAAAGACAGAUUAAAGCCAUGUUGAAUAUUUCAAACCCCCUGUAGUUAACUAACCCAUCCUUUUGUCUGUCUUGCCUGGGAGGAGUUACAGUAGAGCAGUGUAAUUAGAUUUUCCUUGGUUUUCCAAUUAUGCCAUCUGUUCUGUUAAAAUAAAAACCACACUCCCUUUUUGCUGUUGAGGGAUAUAAAUUAUUCUCAGGAAGAAUAUAAUGAACUGUACAGUUACUUUGACCUAUUAAAAAGGUGUUACCAGUGAAA